UAUGCCUAUAUAUACGCGCUCUUUGCUGAUCCUUGUGAAGUUUCGCAACGUACGCACAUCAUUCUGAUCUGUUUAACUCUGCUCACCGUUCACGAUGGCGAGAGCGCUCCUGGAGUCCGCGGGCGGCGCGGCGGCGGCGGCGGCGUGGGGUUUCCUGCCGCCGUGGCUCGCGGCGCUCGGCAUGGGCGUGGCGUCGGUCUGGGCCGUCUCGUUCGCCGUGUUCCUCUGCGGCCGCAGCAGCUCGCGCGACGACGCCCCCAAGAAGAAGCCCGCCCCUGCUGCCACGGCCCCGAAGGCGACCAGCUCCGUGAGUGUCGCCCCGGCCCCGAAGACGAGCGCGCCCGCGAGUGUCGCCACGGUCCCGAUGGCGAGCCGACCCGCGAGUGUCGCCGCGGCCCCGAAGGCGAGCACGCCCGUGACUGUGGCCACGGCACCGAAGGCGAGCACGCCCGCGAGUGUCGCCGCGGCCCCGAUGGAGAGCCGGCCCGCGAGUGUCGCCGCGGCCCCGAUGACGAGCACACCCGCGAGUGUCGCCACGGCUCCGAUGGCGAGCCGACCCGAGAGUGUCGCCACGGCAGCGAAGGCGAGGACGCCCGUGAGUGUCGCCACGGACGCGACGUCGAGAUGGCCCGUGAGUGUCGCCACGGCACCGAUGGCGAGCCGACCCGCGAGUGUCGCCACGGCAGCGAAGGUGAGCAGGCCGGCGAUCUUCGCGCCCACCACGGUGAGCUCGUCGAGGUCCGGGAGCACGGUGGUGGACACGACGGGGUGGUACGGAGCCGCGUACGCCUCCGGUGGAUGCCAUGGCCACGGCCACGGCCACUGCCAUGGGCAAGGUGGCGGCGGUGGCGGCGGCGGAGGUGGUGGUGGUGGUGGUGGUGGCUGCGGCGGCGGCGGAGGCGGUGGUGGUGGCGGCGGCGGUGGCUGCGGCGGCUGCUAAAGUUCUGGUUGAUUCUUCGGUCUUGUGGUGGCAUGCAUGCAAGGCGUAUUAAUGGCUGCUUGCAUGCGUGGUGGUUAUUUUUUUUUAAGAUUCGGCAACCUUUAUUAAACAAUAAUCAUAUCAGUUAUAAGGAAGGGAAGUAAGAAAACAGAAGGUUUAUCUCGUCACUCUUCAGAAAAAUUUCCUCUGUAACUAGCCCGAGCAAGCACAUGCACUGCCGCAUUACCUUCCCGAGCACAAUGAACAACAGUCUAGUCAUAUUAGUUUCAGGGUCAUGUAUAACGACCAUGGUGUUCUUUUAGCGUACAACCAUUGUGCUCGUUAGCUGUGGAUUCGUGUUU
Triticum aestivum (bread wheat) is the source of this 1281-nucleotide messenger RNA. RefSeq names its product classical arabinogalactan protein 9-like. The transcript has a single exon. NCBI's taxonomy places the organism in Eukaryota, Viridiplantae, Streptophyta, Magnoliopsida, Poales, Poaceae. Bases 95 to 940 code for a protein of 281 amino acids. The record is from RefSeq and is a predicted model, not a curated record.